GGGGUGAGCUUACUUUUUCAAGUCGGGAGGCCUGCCUCCCGGAUGCUUGUUUACUGGGGUGGGAGCAGGGCUACAGAAGCUGAGUUCAGGCAGGAGCUGAAGUCCGACAUCUAAGCAGAGGUUGCCUAAACCUGGGGGUGUGGCUUGCUUCCGGGAAAACUGGAUGAGUUCUGGCCACCAACUGGCCUUGAUGAAGACUGGCCUGUGGUGAGCUCGCCUGCCAAACUGGCUGAUGCCCCUGGACUAUUCCGGAGCAGCAGACUGGGAACCAAGCGUCAGCUUUUGCCAGUGAGCUGGUGUCCUCCACUGCCACGCAGUGCCGUGCGUGGGACGCGCAUCUUCAGAGGUUGUUCCUUCUGAGACGAGUCUGCGAGGACACGGAGUCAGCCUGCCAGCCGGCACCGAGGGCGGGGUUCCUUCCUCUGCUCAUCUGUUGUCAUCUGUGGGAAAGCUAACUUUGUCCUGAGGGAUCCGUGGGGGCGGGGGUGGGCGAGUUCUCCUCCCUUGGUGCUCACCUCCCCCUCCAGAGCCACCCCUCCCCCGCCUCCCAAGGCGUAGCUCUGGGAGCAUCCUCUCUUCGCCCAGAUUGGUGCCAGCUGCGUGGGCUCCAGCUUCAUGCGUCUUCCUUGGAAUGCUUUGAAACUCCGCAGAGACUAAGGAAAUUCCAUUAGAAUUUGCCGUGGCGCCAGCCCUUGGACCGAUCCAUCUUCAGCCAGAAGAUUGCAACUUUACAGAGACAAAAAGAAAUAGCAUGGCAUAAAACAUGGCUCAGUUCUACUACAAAAGAAAUGUUAAUGCACCCUACAGAGACCGCAUCCCUCUAAGGAUAGUUCGAGCAGAAUCAGAACUCUCUCCAUCAGAAAAAGCCUACUUAAAUGCUGUGGAAAAGGGAGAUUAUGCAAGUGUCAAGAAAUCCCUAGAGGAAGCUGAAAUUUAUUUUAAAAUCAAUAUUAAUUGCAUUGAUCCUCUUGGAAGAACUGCUCUCCUAAUUGCAAUUGAAAAUGAGAACUUGGAGCUCAUUGAACUACUCUUAAGCUUUAAUGUCUAUGUUGGCGAUGCUCUAUUACAUGCAAUCAGGAAAGAAGUUGUUGGAGCUGUUGAGCUGUUAUUGAACCACAAAAAGCCCAGUGGAGAAAAACAGGUGCCUCCCAUACUCCUUGAUAAGCAGUUCUCUGAAUUCACUCCGGACAUUACACCAAUCAUUUUGGCAGCCCACACAAAUAAUUAUGAGAUAAUAAAACUUUUAGUUCAGAAAGGAGUCUCAGUGCCCAGACCUCAUGAGGUCCGCUGUAACUGUGUUGAAUGCAUCUCCAGUUCAGAUGUGGAUAGCCUCCGCCACUCACGCUCCAGACUCAACAUCUAUAAGGCCUUGGCAAGCCCCUCUCUCAUUGCAUUGUCAAGUGAAGAUCCUUUUCUCACAGCCUUUCAGUUAAGUUGGGAGCUUCAGGAACUGAGCAAAGUGGAAAAUGAAUUCAAGUCAGAGUAUGAGGAACUGUCACGACAGUGCAAACAAUUUGCUAAGGACCUACUGGAUCAGACAAGAAGCUCCAGAGAACUAGAAAUCAUUCUUAAUUAUCGAGAUGACAGUAGUCUCAUAGAAGAACAAAGUGGAAAUGAUCUUGCAAGACUAAAAUUGGCCAUUAAGUACCGUCAAAAAGAGUUUGUUGCCCAGCCCAAUUGUCAACAACUGCUUGCAUCUCGCUGGUAUGACGAGUUCCCAGGGUGGAGGAGAAGACACUGGGCAGUGAAGAUGGUGACAUGUUUCAUAAUAGGACUUCUUUUUCCUGUCUUCUCCCUGUGCUACCUUAUAGCUCCUAAAAGCCCUCUUGGACUGUUCAUCAGAAAGCCAUUUAUCAAGUUUAUCUGUCAUACAGCAUCAUAUUUGACUUUCUUGUUUCUGCUGUUGCUUGCCUCUCAACACAUCGACAGAUCAGAUUUGAACAGGCAAGGUCCACCACCAACCAUCGUCGAGUGGAUGAUAUUACCAUGGGUCCUGGGUUUUAUAUGGGGAGAAAUAAAACAAAUGUGGGAUGGUGGACUUCAAGAUUAUAUCCAUGAUUGGUGGAAUCUAAUGGAUUUUGUGAUGAACUCCUUAUAUUUAGCAACAAUCUCCUUGAAAAUUGUUGCAUUUGUAAAGUACAGUGCUCUUAAUCCUCGAGAAUCUUGGGACAUGUGGCAUCCUACUCUGGUGGCUGAAGCUUUAUUUGCGAUUGCAAACAUCUUCAGUUCCUUACGCCUGAUCUCACUCUUUACUGCAAAUUCUCACCUGGGGCCUCUGCAGAUAUCUCUGGGAAGAAUGCUCCUGGACAUUUUGAAGUUUCUAUUCAUAUACUGCCUUGUGUUGUUAGCAUUUGCUAAUGGCCUAAAUCAAUUGUAUUUCUACUACGAAGAAACAAAAGGGUUAAACUGCAAAGGCAUACGAUGUGAAAAGCAGAAUAAUGCAUUUUCAACGUUAUUUGAGACACUCCAGUCCCUGUUUUGGUCAAUAUUUGGGCUCAUCAAUUUAUAUGUGACCAAUGUUAAAGCACAGCAUGAAUUCACUGAGUUUGUUGGUGCUACCAUGUUUGGGACCUACAAUGUCAUCUCUCUGGUUGUCCUACUCAACAUGUUAAUAGCUAUGAUGAAUAAUUCUUACCAACUUAUUGCUGACCAUGCAGAUAUAGAAUGGAAAUUUGCUCGAACAAAGCUUUGGAUGAGUUAUUUUGAAGAAGGAGGUACCCUGCCUACUCCCUUCAAUGUCAUCCCGAGUCCCAAGUCUCUUUGGUACCUGAUCAAAUGGAUAUGGACACACCUGUGCAAGAAAAAGAUGAGAAGAAAGCCAGAAAGUUUUGGAACAAUAGGGAGGCGAGCUGCUGAUAAUUUGAGACGACACCACCAGUAUCAAGAAGUUAUGAGGAACCUGGUGAAGCGAUAUGUUGCUGCAAUGAUUAGAGAUGCCAAAACUGAAGAAGGCCUGACUGAAGAGAACUUUAAGGAGCUAAAGCAAGACAUUUCUAGUUUUCGCUUUGAAGUCCUGGGGUUACUAAGAGGAAGUAAACUGUCUGCCCUACAGUCUGCUCAGGCCACGAAGGACUCUUCUAAUUCAGCAGGUUCUGAUGAAAAGAGUGAUAACGAAGGUACCAGCAAAGACAAGAAGAAGAACUUUAGUCUUUUCGAUUUAACCACCCUGAUCCACCCUCGAUCAGCAGCAAUUGCUGCAGAAAGACACAACAUAAGCAAUGGCUCCCCUCCAGUGGUGCAGGAGCGCCUGCGGGAAAAGCAGAGAAAAAUGAAUUUUGUGACCGAUAUCAAAAACUUCGGGCUAUUUUAUAGACGAUCAAAACAAAAUGCUGCAGAGCAAAAUGCAAACCAAAUCUUCUCUGUUUCAGAAGAGGUUGCUUGUCAACAGGCUGAAGCAUCACUGGAGAGAAAUAGCCAACUGGAAUCUCGAGGAUUAGCUUCAAGGGGUGACCUGAGCAUCCCUGGUCUCAGUGAACAAUGCAUAUUAGUAGACCACCGGGAAAGGAAUGCGGACAGUCUGGGUUUACAGGUUGGCAAGAUAAUGUGUUCCUUCAAAUCAGAGAAGGCAGUGGUGGAGGACACUGUCCCAAUAAUACCAAAGGAGAAGCAUGCAAGGGAAGAGGACUCCAAUACAGACUAUGAUGCAGCCCUCAUAAACACAGUCACCCAUGAAGAUUAUGUGACCACAAGACUGUGAUACUUGAAGGAGGAAGAGUUUAUCAUACAUAUAUUUUGUUUCCAUAGUGCACUGAGUUGGGGGGAUAUGUUUAAAAGUAAAUUAUCAAAUGCUAACUUACACUCUAUAGCAUUUAUCAGCUGUGGCAUAAUGAUGUGUAACAUAUUUAAAUAAGGCGAAAGCUAUCAAAAACCUUUGUUUUGUAGUCCACUUUUGCUUUCAGAAUUUGUUUUACAUUGUUUUGUUGUUAAUAAAUAAACUCACCUUGUAUCUUGCACUGUCACAAUAACACAGGAAAUUUUUAACUAUCUUUUUCAAUUAAAACAAAUUCAACUUCA
Messenger RNA from Miniopterus natalensis, 4014 nucleotides. It is a transcript of the gene TRPC4, whose product is annotated as transient receptor potential cation channel subfamily C member 4. Gene Ontology annotation, biological process: regulation of cytosolic calcium ion concentration; calcium ion transmembrane transport. The record is from RefSeq and is a predicted model, not a curated record. Gene Ontology annotation, cellular component: plasma membrane; cation channel complex. Gene Ontology annotation, molecular function: inositol 1,4,5 trisphosphate binding; store-operated calcium channel activity; protein binding. Lineage: Eukaryota; Metazoa; Chordata; Mammalia; Chiroptera; Miniopteridae.